CCAAGAUGGCCGACAGAUAAACGAGAAACAGAAAGUCUUUGUAAAAUAUUUUUAGUGCAAUUUUUAUUUAUUCAAUCAUGGCACAUUGUUUCUAGAUUAUAUGAUAAUGGUAUUGUGGCAGGAAGAUGAAAAUUUUGGUCUAAAUGUCGCCAGUUCUUGCUGUAGUUUGUAUUCAUCUGUUGGUAAGAAGGGCAAGCCACAGAAGGGCAGGGAAUGGACGUUACUAGCAGCUGUGGUGAUGGUGAAACAACAAGGUGAUCAUUACUCUUUAGAGAUUGUUGCCAUGGGAACAGGCUCAAAGUGUAUCGGGCAAAGCAAAAURAGUGAGAGAGGUGAUGUUUUGAAUGACAGCCAUGCUGAGAUAAUUGCAAGAAGAGGAUUUUUAAGAUAUUUAAACAAAGAGUUGGCAGACACAUACCAAGGAAAGGAUGRAACCAUCUUUGAUUUCCAGGAAGACACCAACCUUUGUCUAUUAAAGGAUGAGAUAUCAUUCCACCUGUUUACAUCACACACCCCUUGCGGUGAUGCUUCAAUCUUUCCAAAGCCAGACUGUGGCAUUAAACAAAACACCAACUCAAAUAAUACAAAUGAAGUUGAACCUAACAAGCUUACACAAAAGAAAAGAAGGAAUCACACAACAGAUGAGGAUGCAAGAGAACCCAAGAAGCCUUGUUUAUUGAGUAAGAAAAGAGAAAAAGAUGAUAGCAAAGAAGCUUGCCAAGUUGCCCAAUCCAUAGACAAUAGUACGGUAGACCUACUGGGUACAAAUGAAUGCUGCUUGGAUAACAACACAGAUGAUGAGACUUGUCUCUCACACCUUUCAAAUGAUGAAAACGUUUGUCAACACAUUCUUAACAAAUUUGAUAGACGAGAAAUGAUAAAAGACAUUAGGAAGACAUCAAGUAYGACUUCUUCUUCCAGUGGAUCAGUUAUUAAUGAACAGAAAAGUUUAGAGCAUGGCAGUAAAUUAGAUAAACAACAGCAAAAGGAUAUUUUCAGAACAGGUGCCAAGUGUGUACCCGGAGAACCCCAAGAUCCUUUGCAACCUGGUAUUGAUUAUCAUCACAUUGGGGUCUUGCGAACCAAGCCAGGAAGGGGUGACCCCACUUUAUCCAUGUCCUGUAGUGACAAGAUACUGAAAUGGAAUGUCCUUGGUUGCCAAGGAGGGUUGCUAAUUCAUUUCCUGGUAGCACCAAUAUAUCUGUCGUCAAUUAUACUUGGGAGGUGUCCCUGUGAUGUCAAUGCAUUACAAAGAGGCUUAUAUGGCAGGGCAAAAGAUAAAAUGAAUGWCUUUAAACUUUGCUUUGGGUUUAAAGUUAAUGCUCCAAAGUUCUUCAUCACUGAUGUGAUAUUCAAAGAUGGAAAGGAAGGUGUUGAAAAUGAAAUGGGAAAAGAUGUCAAAAUAUCACCUUCAUCGGCAGCAAUAAUUUGGAUAAAAGAACCACCAAUUUACGAAGUGGGAGUCAAUGGACUCAGACAAGGAAUUACAAAAGGAGAUCUAAACACACUUAAGGCAAGGUUAUCCAUAUGCAAGGCCAGUUUAUUCAAAGAGUUUAACAAUUUAGUUGAAAUCAUCCCUGAUGAAAAGAUUCCAUUCACUUUAAGGUCUGCUGAUCUAAAGACGUAUUCUCAAUUUAAAAAUGCAGCAACAAAGUAUUACGAAAUGCGAACACAGUUUAUGAAUGCUUUUCCUGCAUGGUCACUAAAGCCUAAAAAUCUACUUUAGUUUUCAAAAUUUUAAAUAAAUGAUAUUAUUUCAUAAAA
Molecule: messenger RNA, 1764 nt
Organism: Actinia tenebrosa (Australian red waratah sea anemone)
Lineage: Eukaryota; Metazoa; Cnidaria; Anthozoa; Actiniaria; Actiniidae
Product: tRNA-specific adenosine deaminase 1
Biological process (GO): tRNA processing
Molecular function (GO): RNA binding; adenosine deaminase activity; tRNA-specific adenosine deaminase activity
Source: RefSeq, a predicted model, not a curated record